Molecule: messenger RNA, 1254 nt
Organism: Theobroma cacao (cacao)
Lineage: Eukaryota; Viridiplantae; Streptophyta; Magnoliopsida; Malvales; Malvaceae
Gene: BFN1
Product: bifunctional nuclease i
Biological process (GO): DNA catabolic process
Molecular function (GO): nucleic acid binding; endonuclease activity
Source: RefSeq, a predicted model, not a curated record
CUUACACUCAAUGAUAACCUGUUAUAAGGUGUGUGUGUGUGUAUAUAUAUAUAAUAUGUCCACUCUGAUGGUGUCAGUUUGUUGUGUUUUCACAACUGAUCAACAAAAACAUUAGGUGUAACAGGCAGCAAGAAAGACUUUUGAGGAUGAUCACCUUGUGGAGGUUGUCUUCAUUUGGGUUUGUUUUGUUGGUGGGUCUGGCUUUCAUUUUAUUGCCCAGAACCCAUGGCUGGAGCAAAGAGGGUCACAUUUUGACAUGUCGGAUUGCGCAGGGUCUUUUAGAGCCCGAGGCUGCAGAAGCUGUUGAAAAUUUGCUACCGCACUAUGCCAAUGGAGACCUGUCGUCCCUCUGUGUAUGGCCCGACCAAAUCCGGCAUUGGCACAGGUAUAGAUGGACAAGUUCACUUCACUUCAUCGAUACUCCAGAUGAUGCUUGCACGUAUGACUAUUCCAGGGACUGUCAUGAUCCACACGGCUUGAAGGACAUGUGCGUUACUGGGGCUAUCCAAAACUUCACCUCACAGCUUUUGCACUACAGGGAGGGAACUUCAGAUCGUCGACAUAACAUGACAGAGGCAUUGUUGUUUUUGUCACACUUCAUGGGAGAUGUCCAUCAGCCAAUGCACAUUGGUUUUACAAGUGAUAAAGGAGGAAACACCAUUGCGUUGCGCUGGUUUAGGCACAAAUCUAAUCUGCAUCAUGUAUGGGACAGGGAGAUCGUCCUCACAGCUCUUGCAGACUACUAUGAAAAGAACCUGGACAGCCUUCAAGAAGAGAUCGUGGGGAACCUCACUGAUGGGAUCUGGUUUGAUGAUGUAGCAUCAUGGAAAGAAUGUGAUGAUCUUCUACCUUGUUUGGACAAGUAUGCUACAGAGAGCAUAAACAUAGCUUGCAAAUGGGGUUACCAGGGCGUAAAGUCUGGUGAAACUCUGGCAGAUGAAUACUUUAACUCCAGAAUGCCAAUUGUCAUGAAAAGGAUUGCUCAAGGAGGAGUUAGAUUAGCCAUGAUCUUGAACCAGGUGUUUGGUCAGCCUGAGGAAGAUUUUGCUGCAGCAACGUAACAGAUGCAAAAGCAAAAGACCAAAAAACUAGACAGAUGCUUUGUUAACCACAACAUCAUUGAAUUUGACUUGUCAGGAUAACAUUAUUUAUGUAUGCAUGUAUGUUCAAUGUUGAUCAGCAUUGUAUCUAUUCAUUUGUAUUUUAUAAUUUCACGUUAUUAUUACAAAAAACAAAGCAAUAUCUUUAAUGUUA